CUAUACACGUUCAUGCUGCAAUUCUCUCCUUGAAAUUGAGAUCACUCCAUUCAGUUUUGCGAUUUAUUUCCUUAAAAUUGAUUUCUUUAUCAGUUGGCAUUUCGAGCAAAUUUAUUAAUGAGUACCGAUGGCUCAUCUGGUUUGAAAGAGAACAAUGCAACUGCCAAAGAAAGAGAAACGUGAACAACAUAAAGUGGAUGAACUGCACAUGACUCUGUCUUCUUUCUCCCCUUGUCCCCUUCCAAUGCCCAAAGAAAAUUAAAAAGAUAACAUUUACCUCUCUUCUAAUGGGGUACUAAGUGGUGGAGGUGAGUGGGGGCAGGGCCGAUUAUAUGUUUUAACUGAAUACAGCCAACUUGAAAACUCCACUAAAUCUAAUCUCUGCAUUUCUGUUUAAUGCAUACACAGAUCUGUUUCUCAAGACUCCAAACACAUUUGUUACCUGUAUCAUCCAUACCCAGAUUUGGAAUCAAUAAAGAUUUUGUAAGUUGAGGAUCAACCAAAAAUGUGGAGAGUGAGUGUGUUAGGCUUAUUUGUUGUACUGGUAGCUAUGCAGAUUUCAUGUAGCAGUUCAGUGAAGUGUGAUGGGAGACUCUGCAAGAGUGGAGAAUGUGACGAGGAUGGUCAAUGCAUUUGCAAACUGCCUGAUCCUUCCACUAUACUUGAUGGAGAUCGUCCAUUUCUUGGGGGCAAACAUUGUGAUGAGGAGCGGAUCAUGUGUGAUGGAACAAAUUCAUUCUGGUGUGAGCAUGGAGGUGUCUGUGAAGAAAUCAUCCAGGGAGAGAAUUACACUUGCAAGUGUCCGCCAGGUUAUAUUGGAGAGCACUGUGAAUACAGCGGGGCUCCUUGUGGAAGUAUGUUUUGCUUUCAUCGGGCAGAGUGUAUCAUAGAAGACCGUGAGUGUGCUUGUCCUCAUAAUUGGAGAGGAAGUGUUGAUUGCGCCUUUCCUACUAAACCGAAACAUUCCCUUAAUGAUACGACACCUAACUUUGAAGCCACUCACCAUGAAGGUGGAGGGAAUGAGUGGUUUGUCCCACUUGUUUCUGUAGUGGUUGGUGUGGGAGUUUUGGGUAGUGUUGUUUCUUGGACCAAAACAUACCACAAGAAGAGAGAAGCAGAAGCCACUAAAUUCCAGCAGCUAAGUCAGGCUCAAAUUGAAGCAUGUUUAGAUACCGAUGAUGAAGAUGACAACAACAAUUUAAUGGCACCUCAAUCUCACUAGUUUAACCAUUAACCUGCAUUCCCUUCCUUUCAUUUAGAGUAAUUAAAUAGGAAACCUGUAUAAGGAAUCACAAUAAGUUGUAAACAUUCUUAAUUUUUGUAUGUAGGAUCCGAAUGUGUAAUGGAAGUAUACCCCUUAUAUCUAACACGAAAUGGCUGUGCUACUGCUAUGUCAAGCAGCCCUUGAAGAUGUAUGUCUUUAAGUUUCCAGGAAAAACAAAGUAGAACCUAAAGCUUUCUAUGAAAUGAACUGAAAUGUUGUCUAACAAUAUUCAAAUAGAAUGAAAAUAUAUUUGAGUUCCA
Molecule: messenger RNA, 1524 nt
Organism: Cryptomeria japonica (Japanese cedar)
Lineage: Eukaryota; Viridiplantae; Streptophyta; Pinopsida; Cupressales; Cupressaceae
Exons: 4
Coding region: 506-1222 (238 amino acids)
Biological process (GO): heterophilic cell-cell adhesion; establishment or maintenance of epithelial cell apical/basal polarity
Cellular component (GO): plasma membrane; protein-containing complex
Source: RefSeq, a predicted model, not a curated record